Messenger RNA from Indicator indicator, 1446 nucleotides. RefSeq names its product armadillo repeat containing 6 (gene ARMC6). The transcript is spliced from 8 exons. Gene Ontology annotation, molecular function: protein binding. Lineage: Eukaryota; Metazoa; Chordata; Aves; Piciformes; Indicatoridae. Bases 1 to 1428 code for a protein of 475 amino acids. Gene Ontology annotation, biological process: hematopoietic progenitor cell differentiation. The record is from RefSeq and is a predicted model, not a curated record.
AUGGGAUCCAAACAGAUUGCCCAGGAGACAUUUGAUGAUGCAGUGCAAGAAAACAUCACAGAAUUUGAAAUGGAUCCAGAAGAGGCUGUGAGAGAAGCUGUGCAGCAGUUUGAGUCUCAAGGUGUUGACCUAAGCAACAUUGUGAAAGCUGUGAGGCAGCCUGCAUCUGAGAAUGGGCAGAGGCAGAAGCAUCAAAUCCUGCUGACCUUGGACUCCCUGGGGAGAGCUGUUGCUGACUCUGACCUUGCCGCUGUGGCCGAGCAGCUGGAGGUCUUUGGUGAGCAGUGCAGAGAGCAAUUGGCCUUCCGCUACCUGGCUGGGCAGAACGGGGCCUACUCUGUGGUCUUCUCUGCCUGCCAGCUGGCUUCAGGAGACAGAGACACUACGCUGAGAGCCUUCUCUACCCUGUCUGCCCUCUUGGAUGGGCAGCCAGACCUGCUGGACGAAGCUGGGCAGGACUUGGUGCUGCAGAGCCUGCGGCAGGGCCGGGAGGACGCGGAACUGAUGCUGGCAGGGCUGCGCUGCCUGCGCCAGGCCUGCCUGAAGCACGAGCAGAACAGGCAGGACUUUGUCAAAGGGGGGGUCCUGCCCCUGCUGACCGGAGCCAUCCUGCAGCACGGGCACCACGCUGAGGUGGUGCGCGCGGCCUCGGCGGCGCUCAGGGUCCUGACCUUCGACGACGACAUCCGAGUGCCCUUCGGCCACGCUCACGACCAUGCCAAGAUGAUAGUGCUGGAGAACGAUGGCCUGAGAGUGCUCAUCGAGGCUGCCAAAGCCUUCACAGACAGCCCUGGAGUUCUCAGUGAGCUCUGUGCCACCCUCUCUCGGCUCUCUGUCAGGAAUGAAUUCUGCCAAGAAAUUGUGGACCUUGGUGGCUUGAAUCUCAUGGUGUCCCUGCUGGCUGACUGCAUCGACCACCCAGUGAGAAAUCCCUCUGGGCUGCAGGACGUGGUGAGGCAGGUGCUGAGUGCCAUCCGAGCGGUCGCGGGCAACGACGACGUCAAAGAUGCCAUCAUCAGUGCUGGGGCAACAGACCUCAUCGUGCUGGCUAUAAGCCACCACCUUGGCAACCCUCAGAUCUGUGAGCAGGGCUGUGCAGCCCUCUGCAUGCUGGCUCUGCGCAAGCCUGAGAACUGUCACAUCAUCAUGGAGGGUGGAGGGGCCCUGGCAGCUCUGCAGGCCAUGAAGGCUCACCCCCGGGAAGUGGCUGUUCAGAAGCAGGCCUGCAUGCUGAUCCGCAACCUGGUCUCCCGCAGCCGGGACUUCUCUCAGCCCAUUCUAGAGAUGGGAGCUGAGAACCUGAUCACAGAAGCUCGUGCAGCUCACAAGGACUGUGAUGAUGUGGCCAAAGCUGCUCUGAGGGAUCUUGGCUGCAAAGUGGAGCUCCGAGAGCUGUGGACAGGUCAGAAGGGAGGCCUGGCUCAGUGAAUCGUCCCUCCACAGAGC